AUGCCCGCCCAGGCCACGUUCCCCUACCUGGCCAAGGCGACCAUCAAGUACAAGAGCCCGCACAAGCAGGACCUCGCGUUUGCAAAGGGCGACACCAUCCGCGUCACCGGCGUCGCGCCCAAGAACGACGACCAGGAUGACGAUGACGACGAUGACGACGACUGGCUGGUCGGCGAGACGCUAGACGGUUCUCGCAGCGGCACCUUCCCGGGCAGCUUUGUCCAACCCACCGACGAGCCAGACACGGCGCAGUCGCACCAGGCCGAAGCUGCCAUCGCCGACGCUGUCAACCCGCCCGCUGCACCCGGUGCUCUCGCGGCAGAGAUGCCUGAACAGCUGCAGAGCUCCGCGGUCGAGCAAGAGCCUACGCAUCAAGCCGAGAUCGUCCCACAGGCGGCUCGAGAGGCAGCACAGAAGGGCGAGACCGAACAAGCGGGCUUCGGCGCGCCCCUCCCGCCGCGUCCGCCUUCGCCAGAUCAGCAAGACGACGAUGUCGAGCCUGCGCCUACCGCACCAGUCACACAGCCCAAAAACGAGUCCAGGUCGGCAGAUACGCCCAGCUCAGCAGCUCAGGACUCUGCUCCCACCAAUGUAGCUGCUGGCUCGGCUGCCGCUGGUGCCGCAGCUGUGGGCGCUACUGCCGCCGCCGCAGCUUCAAGCUCGCCGACAAAGUCGCCACCCGCCGUCGCCACAAAGCCCGCUGGCAUGUCCAGCUCCUUCCGCGAUCGUCUCGCUGCCUUCAACAAGCCUGCAGAGUCCGCUCCGCCGCCGCUUCCCAAGGCAAAACCUGGCGGAUGGAAGAGGCCCACUCCGGCCUCCACCGAGUCAAAGCCUUUGCUCCCCGGUGCUCCUGUCGCUGCAUCUUCCACCACCAAGCCAUCAAUCAACACCAACCUAUCCACGCCAUCCGAGCCGCGCCAAGCGUCAUCCCCGACAGUCGAGUCUCCCUCGGGCGCAGGCGGAGCCUUCAGCGCCGCCGACGCACAGAGCAGCAUCAAGAUGAGCCUCAAGGAAAGAAUGGCCGCACUCCAGCGCAACGAGGCCACCGCUGCCGAAGCAGCUCCUCAGCUCAAGCCAAAGCCAUCCGUCCCUGGAAAGAUCGGCGCCGAUCGCAGAAACGUCGCACUCCAGGGCAUGGGUCUGGCUCCCGGUGCGGUGCCUGCACGCAAGUCCAGCACCGAGGCUGUUCCACAGUCCGAAGACGCUGCUGCACCCGAAGCUGCCUCGGAAGACGCCAGUGCUCCGGCUGCCGCUGCUGCUGAGCCAGAGGCUGAUGCUGCGCCUGUAACCGCCGCUGCCACCGAAGGCGAUUCUGCAAUCGAGGCUUCCGAGGCGCCCGAAAACGAGCCCGAGGCAAAGGAGCUCGCUGAGGAGGAACAGGAGGCCGAGCGACGUGCUGCCAUCGCCAAGCGCAUGGCCGCUCUCGGUGCACGACGCAUGGGCGGCGGUCCCACGCCCUUCGGCGCACCCGCUCCGCCUACCCGCAAGGCAUCCGCCGGCGCCGCGUCCGCCGAAGCCACUUCGUCGGAGCCGGGUAUCACCAUUCCGGCCGAAUCAUCCGCCGCCGCAGCCAACGCAGACGGCCAAGAAAUCGCGCCUGCCAAAGACGUGCAAGGCGCCGAAGCGCCAGCACAGACCAGCCAAGAGGCCAGCGAGGAACCCAUGAUCCUCGCCGUGCCCAGGCGUACCGCUGCGCCUCGAAAGAAGAAGCCGGCCGCGCAAGUUGCGGCGCCUACAGCUGCGGCCGGAGCCGUGGCUGCGGGAGCAGCAGGAGCAGUUGCUGCCCACGAAUCCGAGCCGACAGCUCCUGCUGCUGAUGCCGAGCCCAGCCGAGAGAUCGAUGCGCCCAGCGCAGCCGAUUCCGUUACCGAGACCAGCGAGCCUAUCGCACAGGAAGCCGCUCAGAACGAAACGACCACAACUGCCGACGAAGAGCCAGCUUCCGAGCCAGCCGUACGUGCAGACGACGCCGAGGUAGCUGCCCCGCUCGCUCAACCUCACGAGGAAGAAGCGGCCGAGCUCGACCCCGAGAUCGCCGAGAACCAGAGGCAGCUCGAGGAGUACCUGCGCGGCGAGGGCUUCUACGAGGACACCGUGGCGCCCGCGACCGAGCCGGCAUCCCAGAGCUUAGACGAGCCUGUCGCUGACAGCACCACCUAUCAACCUGACGAUGAGGAGACUGCCGCAUCAGCCGCAGACGCACAGCGCCAAGAGAUUGUCUCGCCCAAGCCGCCCAGUCGCCCGCCCAGUACUCGCCCGCCCAUCCCCAAGACCGCACUCCCGCCUCCGCCUGCGGACGAGCAGGAUUCGGCGCUGGCACGCGCGCAGAGCCCUGCCGCCUCACUCGGCGACUCGGGUCCCGCGCGCCGCGCGAGCUUGAUCCCGCCCGUGCCCGCCCCCACCCUGCCCACGCCCAUCGAGUCUGCCGCUGACGAGGCCGAGAAUGUAGAGGCAGAGGAGAGCGCCGCGAGCUCCGGCCCCGUGCUCGCGGCUCCCAGGCCGAGGAUGGCUGUGCCCACCGAGGAUCCAGAGGAUGAAGCUCUGCUUGCUGCGGCCGAGGCGCCGACUUCCACCGAAGAAGCCACGGAGUCUGCCGAGCCUACCGAGCCAGCUGUCGCUGCUGAGCAGGAGGAGGCCGAGCCGCAGGAGCUCACCGAGGAAGAACAGGAGGCGCAGCGUCGUGCCAACCUCGCACGCCGCAUGGCCGCGCUCGGUGGCCAGAGGAUCGGCGCGUUCCCCGGCAUGGCGCCGCCACCCAUCAUGGGCGCGCCCAUGCCCGCCAGGAAGGCCCCCGUCGAGGCUCCUGCUGCGGAAGAGGAGGAGGAUGCGACCGUCGAGGCUCAAGGCGAUGGGGAGGAGGUAGAGACACCCGUGUCGCCGCUGCGCGGACCCCCAAGGGGCGGCAUGGCCAUCCCCGGUCUGACGGGGGUGCCCGGUAUGAAUGCGCAGAGCGCCGAGAGCGACGCGCUGGAAAGAGCGCGCUCGCCGGGAGCAGCUAGCGUGGACGCGCCCGUGCGUCUAGCGAGUCCGCCGCCCGUGCCUACCAGUCCGCCACCCGUGCCCACCAGUCCGCCGCCCAAGCCGAUGAGCCCGCCACCGGCGCGCCAGCUCCCGACGCCCGGCGCCGAGGCGGCUCCGCCUGCGCUGCCGCCCGGCCGACCGUCGAGCACGGCGCCCAUGCCGAACCUGGACGAGGCGAUGCGUGCGGCGAGCCCGGCGAACAGCAGUCUGGGCCGGCGCACGUCGUUCAAGCCGCCCGUGCCGCAGGGCAUGGGCACACACUCGCGCGACUCGUCGACGCUCGCCGAGUACGAUGCGGUGGUGGGCGAGAGCGCGGCGGCCAGCCCGCCUCCGUUGCCCGCCAGCCCGCCGCCCCUGCCUGUGAGCCCGCCACCGCGCCCGUCAUCGCGGGCACCGCCGCUGCCGGGCCAGGCGAGUGUGCCGCCGCGCCGACAGGGCUCGUCUGCAUCCUACGCGUCGGUGGGUGCGGGUCAGGAUGGCUCUGUGGCCACGCCUGCAUCCGAAGUGGCGGCGUCGCCAGCCGUCGCGAGGACCGAGGCGAGCCUGCCGCCCGUACCCGGCAGCGGGGUGGCGGUGGGAGCGCGCCAGUCGAGCCGGGAUCUGGAUCUGAUGCCGAGCAGCCGGUGGUGGCGGCACGGACUGAACCCGCUGCGUCUGCCGCCGAGUGUCGCCGGUCGACCCGAUGCGAUCCUGUACGCCGACACGUCGAGCAGCAGCGAUACGGGCGUCGCCGUGCACCGCGCCGACAUCUACAUGCUCUUCGAAGACUACUCGACCACGGUCAUCUCGCUCUCGUUCCAGGACGACGACCUCGACGAGGCGCACACGAGCCUUACGCAGCGGCACAACUUUGCGCCUGCCAAGCCGGGCGCGGAUGAGCUGCGGCAGUGGUCGGCGGGGAUCGGAGCUGUGCUUGCGCGCAUGGCUACGGAUGCUGUCAAGGCUGGGGUGGCGGUGGGUGACGGUAGUGCGCGCGGGAUGGUGUAUGCGCUGCUGGGGCAGGUGCCGAAUGCUCUGCCUCCCGUGGGCAGUGCGCUCGGCGUGCCUGUGCUGACGCAGGUGGGGCCGACAGUCAUGGAGACUGCUGCGGACGAGGUGCGACCGGGCGACGUCAUCUCGUGCGCCGGCGCCGACUUUAAGGGCAAAAAGGGCCUUACGCCCUACCACACCACGCUGGGCACGGGCGCGAGUCCGACACUGCUCGUGCUCGUCGAUGUCGAGCCCAAGAAGAACAAGCUGCGCGCCGUGGUGCAGAGCCAGGGCAAGAAGGGCGCCAGCCCCGACGAGGUCAGUCUGAGGCUGGACGAUCUCAAGGCGGGCAUUGUCAAGGUGUUCCGCGUGCCGCCCCGGCAGGGCUGGGUUGCGGACUGGUAG
Messenger RNA from Moesziomyces antarcticus, 4395 nucleotides. RefSeq lists its product as uncharacterized. Bases 1 to 4395 code for a protein of 1464 amino acids. The record is from RefSeq and is a predicted model, not a curated record. Gene Ontology annotation, molecular function: protein binding. The transcript has a single exon. Lineage: Eukaryota; Fungi; Basidiomycota; Ustilaginomycetes; Ustilaginales; Ustilaginaceae.